UCUGACCGGGUCCCGGCCCGGUUCCGCCUGCCUGCUUUCACUCUGACCUGUUGCUGUCCUUGGACCGGGCCGAACCGAGCCUCGGUCCUGGGACCAGGACUGCGUAAAGCCGUAGAUCUGAGGACGGACCGGGACCGGGACCGGGACCGGGACCGGGACCCAGGUGCUCGGAGACCUUUUGAGCAGUUUGUUCAUCAGGGAUUCUUUGUGAUGAUCAAGAGGACGACGCUGGGAACGACGUAAAGAGGUUAAGGAUGGACGAAACCAGAGUCUGCAACAAGUGCUGCGCAGAGUACUUUGACGAAGCAGAAUUUAUUGAGCACGAAAGAAAUUGCACUAAAAGCCAGCAGGUGGUCAUCAUGAAGGAGGGCGACGGUAACGACGUGCCUGAGGAGUAUUCUCAAGGCUCUCCUGAAGGCCUGAACAGUGAUCACGACGAUAGCCAGUCCAGUCAUUCCAUUACAGACCAACUGGAAAGGACCGAGGAGGAGUCCAGCAUGAAUGCAGAUGACUUGGUCCACCAGGAUCCAAGAGAGAUGUCUGCUAGUCCUGAGACUUACCGGCCUUCGCCCAAGAUGCAUGAUGCAAACGUCUCUGUUGAAACCAUGCCUGACACUAACGUGGCCGUCUCUCAUCGUCCUGCAGAUGCGUCUCAUUCGUCCCCGCAGGAUGUCCUCCAGGCCGUCCCCAUCAUCUUGGAACAGCUUGUGUGCCUUCAGCAACAGCAGCUACAGCAAAUCCAGCUGACCGAACAGAUUAGAAUCCAGGUAGCCAUGAUGACCCCACAGGGUCUACAGUCAUCGGUAGGGGGUGCGAUGGACCCUCUGAAAGCCCUCGGUGCACAUCUGUCUCAACAGCUGUCUGCAGCAGCAGCUCUGAUAGGCAAACGAACUGGGAGUCAGAGCCUCUCUAUGGAGACGAUAAAGCAAGGUAAACUACCUCUGCCCGCUGGCAUCCCUACCUCUCUGAGUGCAGGACUGGGACCGAUGUCCUCUAAAGCAGACGUGCUGAAGGGUGUUCCAGAUCUGAGCAGCCRUUUACCAGCACUGCUGCCCCAGUCGCCGACUGUCAUGGGUUUCCCUGGCACCUUCACCAGCAUCCAAGCAGGGACUGAGCCCUCUAAAAAGUUGAAGGCAAAGAUGCUAACCCUCCCGCCAGAAUCGAAGCAUGGCGACUCAUUGUACAAGCACAAGUGUAAAUACUGUGGAAAGAGCUUUGGCAAUGACAGCGCUCUUCAAAUUCACCUGCGUUCCCACACUGGAGAGAGGCCAUUCAAGUGCAACAUCUGUGGAAACCGCUUCACCACCAAAGGAAACCUCAAAGUUCAUUUUCAGAGGCACAGAGACAAAUAUCCCAACAUCAGCAUGAAUCCUCACCCUGUGCCAGAGCAUCUCGACAAUAUUCCUACCAGCAGUGGCAUUCCCUUUGGGAUGUCCGUGCCUUUUGAUGAGUCGAAUAUGACUGACAUCAAGCCCAGCCUUGGUCAUCAAGCUGCUGGGUUCAACCCCCCAUCGAUACCAGGAUUCAAAGCACAUUUCGAAGGCUUUGGGAGUGACCCGUUUUCUCAGAGACCCUCCCCAUCAACAAGUGACGGCUCCCCAUCAGUUUCCUCUGUAUUUGCUCAGGAUUUGGGACUGGAUCCAAAUCCAAAGGAUCCUAAAGAACUGCUUGGCCCACUUCAUCACAUAAACGGCAGCGCCCUGCCUGGAGAACCGAGCUCUGGAACAGCCAAGCUUCAGCAGAUGGUGGAUGGCCUGGAGAAGAGGACCAACGAUCCCAACGAGUGUGUCAUCUGCCACAGAGUGCUCAGCUGCCAGAGCUCCCUCAAAAUGCAUUACCGCACGCACACUGGAGAGAGGCCGUACAAGUGCAAGAUAUGUGGCCGCGCUUUCUCCACAAAGGGUAACCUUAAGGCUCACUACGGAGUGCACCGGGCCAACACUCCMCUUAAAAUGCAACAUUCAUGUCCCAUCUGCCAGAAGAAGUUUACAAACGCUGUUGUUCUGCAGCAGCACAUUCGCAUGCAUAUGGGAGGGCAGAUUCCAAACACCCCAAUGCCAGAAAACCAGUUUGAGGCAGCAGAAACAAUGGAGCCUUCUCUACCAGCAGAGAAGCCCGUGGAAAACAAUCGAUUUGAAGCAUGCAUGGGGGAAAGUGUGCCAGAGCUGAACUCUCAAAAGCCGAACGACUCUACAGGUUCCCUCCCAUCUACUUCAGAGGAACAGCCACUGAAGCAUCCAGCCCCUGCUCCGUUUUCCAGCCUGGAAGUUCUGAAGAACCUCACCUCUGCUCUGGCCCUAAAGCGACAGAGUAGCACUGCCUCAGAGAGCGAGGGAACAUCCAAAGAGUCUCCUCUGGCUCUGCCCCAGAGAGAGCAGGAGUACCAGAACGGCCGCAGUCCAACGGUUUCUGACUCGGCCGUGUCCUUUCACUCCUCUUCCCCCGUCAACGUCAGCAUCAAGUCCCCCGAGUCGGCGGUUGAUGAAUUUACCCGUGGUCUGUCAAAACAAGAGCCUGAUGUUACCCAAGAAGGCAGCGAGUCAAGUGGAGCUCUUGACCUCACAGCUUCUAGCAGCUUUACAGCCAAAGUGAUUAAAGAAGAGCCCAGCGURCCGUUUACAAACGGAGACUACGCAGGUCCCAGCACUACACCGUUCAUGAAAGUCCCCCCAAGUCUGGAGAUGAAGAUYACUACUGAGAGCUCUCUGGGCCCUCAUGGGUUGUUCAGUUCUCAGGUACCUCAGGGAACCUCCGUACCYUCCUCCAUCUCAGCCGCGCCGCGCCGAUCCACCAAGCAGCACAUGUGUAACGCCUGUGGCAAGAACUUCUCCUCUGCCAGCGCCUUGCAGAUCCACGAGCGCACGCACACAGGCGAGAAACCUUUCGCCUGCAACAUCUGUGGCAGGGCUUUCACCACCAAGGGAAAUUUAAAGGUCCACAUAGGCACUCACAUGUGGAACAACUCGUCCCGCCGCGGCCAGCGUCUGUCUCUGGAUAACCCCAUGGCUCUGAUGGCCCUGAGCUCGGAGGCCAAGAUGCUGCCCGAAGUAAUGCCUGCGCCAAAAGAGCUCAGCGCGCCGCCCAUAAACUUCGACCCGUCGCUGUGGAACCAGUACGCUGCUGCUUUCAGCGGCGGCCUGACCAUGAAGACCAAUGAAAUUUCUGUCAUUCAGGGAGGUGGCGUCCCGCUGCCUGGCAGCCCUGCUGGUGGGCCGCUUAUUGGGUCCACCGGAGGUCUGGUGAAGAUGGACGGUUCCCAGUCUGGCUUGCCUGCCACCAUGGUGGAGAUCGAGAAAAGUAGCUCUGAUAGCGUGCCAAAGCCACAGUUCCCACAUUUCAUGGAGGAGGGUAAAAUAGCAGUAAAUUAAGGUUUUGUUUUUUUAAUUUUGGGUAAUUCUCCCUCCUUAAUUAGUGAAUGUCACUGUUUGAAUGAGGUACAAUCAAUGUUGAGAAAGAACUGCAGAAUCCACCUAGAUUUGUUGUUUUUCCUCCAUUAAAGCUCCUGAUCUUAAUGA
Molecule: messenger RNA, 3515 nt
Organism: Austrofundulus limnaeus
Lineage: Eukaryota; Metazoa; Chordata; Actinopteri; Cyprinodontiformes; Rivulidae
Gene: sall4
Product: spalt-like transcription factor 4
Exons: 4
Coding region: 255-3368 (1037 amino acids)
Biological process (GO): regulation of transcription by RNA polymerase II
Cellular component (GO): nucleus
Molecular function (GO): RNA polymerase II cis-regulatory region sequence-specific DNA binding; DNA-binding transcription factor activity, RNA polymerase II-specific
Source: RefSeq, a predicted model, not a curated record